GCCUAUGUGUAAGCCUCUGUCCUCCCUCCCCUCCCCGCUCUCCAACGCUCUCUCUCUCUCUCUCCCUUCACAGACAGGGGCGGUCGUUCUCAGUCAGUGCACAUAUUCCACUUGGCCAGCAUCACUUGGAGUCAGACAUAGCGCUGAUUGAAGGAGCGGGCGGGAGCUCAUUUUCAGAGCGCAUGAUUGUGUCAGAGGGGCUUCACUAGACUGUCACCGGUCAGAGAGAGACGGUACAGCCAUUUCAACCACGCCUUUAAAAGUAGACAGGGUAAUUCACAAAAAAGGAGACUGGGUUUAUAGGGUUUUGCCAAACUAGCCUUGCUUGAGUUUUUCAAAGGGAAAGUGGUUUUUAUUUGUAUCUUUUGGAAAGAGGGACUCUCCUGUGGAACGGAAGAUUCCGCUGCCCGCCUCUCUGUGCGUAACGCAAAAGUUUAAGACACCAAAGGAGGUGAUUUGAGAGGUCUGGGAGCGCAACAAACUCUCCGUUAUACUCCGCUGGAAUUGUAAAGCUCAAAUCGGACUCCCACUGGAAGAGGACAUAUAACUUUUUAACACAUUUUGUGGAGAGAUAAAGGUGGCGGGUUGGUCCAACGGAGGAAUCCUCUUCGCUGAGCCGGGAGGAGUGCGCGCUGCGCUGGGUAGUAGACUUGCCCACAGGACGGCACCUCGGAGACAAGGUUAUGACGGAACUGAGCUGAACAUGGAGCUUUUCUGGAUUUUGUUGUUUUCUAGUGUGUGUCCUCUUGCCUGGGGCCAAGGAGUUUACGCUCCAGCCAAUGCCCAGAUCGUGCACUCAGGCGCAGCGUGUAACGUCAAGGAUGAUAACAUCAGUGAGAGAAUCUACACCAUCAAAGAAGGAGACACACUAGUGCUUCAGUGUAUUGUUAAAGGACACCCACGACCACAGGUACGGUGGACAAAGACGGCAGGCAGUGCAUCGGACAAGUUUCAGGAAACAUCCAUCUACAACGAGACACUGCGCAUCGAGGGCAUCCAGAGGGUGCAGGGGGGUCGCUACUACUGCAAGGCCGACAACGGGGUGGGGGUGGCUGCCAUCAAGUCCAUCCGUGUAGAUGUGCAGUACCUUGACACACCAGUUCUGACGGUGCACCAGACCAUCAGCGAUGUGCGUGGCAGUUACUACCAGGAGAAGACGGUGUUCCUGCGCUGCACCGUCAACUCUAACCCUCCCGCACGAUUCAUCUGGAAACGUGGGAACAUGCUCAUCGAACAAAGCAAGGACAACGGAGUGGACAUCUACGAACCGCUUUACACUCAGGGUGAGACCAAGGUGCUGAAGCUGAAAAACCUAAGACCCAAGGACUUUGCUGAUUACACGUGUCAGGUGUCUGUCCGCAAUGUGUGUAACAUCGAGGAUAAGUCGGUCACCUUCAGGCUCACAAAUGCCACAACUCCCCCAGUGAUCCGUCUGUCUGUGAACGACACGGUGGUGGUGGAUCCCGGGCAGGAUGUGCUCUUAACUUGUGAGGUGACCGCAGGUUUCCCCCUCCCCACUGUGAUGUGGUCACGUUACCCAGGCCCCCUUCCCCUCAGCGCCCAAGUUCGAGGGGCAACCCUGAUUUUGCGGGCUGUCACACCGGCUGACGCAGGCUUCUACAGCUGCACAGCUGUCAACAAUGUGGGCAACCCUGCUCGCAAGAACGUCAAUGUCAUUGUCAGAACAAUGAGCAACCUGACCUUCCAGAUUACACCAGACUCCAACAAGGACAGCGAGACCAUCCAAAUGGGUCGGGACCUCAAGCUGUCGUGCCACGUUGAUGCCACCCCACAGGACAAGGUCAACUACACCUGGUACAAGAACGGUGCACUUGUCUUCAACUCAGAUAGCGUGAUCUUGCUGCGCAGUGACCCAGACAUGGCACCUGGCACCAGUAGCUUGGAGAUUGUGGACAUGAAGUUCAGAGACUUGGCUACCUACAGCUGUGUGGCGAACUUUCCAGGUAGUAGGGUGCCGGAGCUCCGUGUGGAUGUCAACAUCUCUCAGAACAGCGUUUCUCCUCCAGUGCUGCUGGUUCCACCAGGAGGUCAGGUGGUCAGUGUGAGAGAGGGAGGUAACGCUGAGCUGGUGUGCUUGGUGGCAGAUGGCAAACCCCGUCCACCUAUACUGUGGUCACGGACAGAAAAGGACCUGCUGAUGCCAUCAGGGAAGACCAUGGUGGAGACACCUGAUGGCCGCUUGAGGCUUAAGAACGUCAGCCGGGAUAUGAUGGGACUGUACCGGUGCCAGACUGCACCUUACAACGGACUUAACAUCAAACGCAGAGAGGCACAGGUCCAACUUAAUGUGCAGUAUCCUCCUAUGCUGGACCCAGUUUUCCAGGAUGUGCGUUCUAGGAACUAUCAGAUGGUGACCCUGAGGUGUACAGUCCUGCGAUCAAACCCACCACGCCUGACCGACAUCCGCUGGUUCCGAAAUGGCGACUCCAUCCGCAUGCCCAUGCCAGAUCUGAAGGAGACGCCAGAACUAAAGUUUAAACUUGAACCCACCAACAAUGGCUCUUAUGAGUGCAGAGUCAGCAAUAGUGCAGGAACAUCAACAUGCACAUUUAAUGUCUCAGCACAACCCUACAAUGCUGAGUUCUACUACGACACACCCAAUCCAGUCCGAAUUCUGAAAGGAAACAACUAUUCUUACAACGUGCAGUGGACUCAAAAAGAUCCUGAGGCCACAGACCGUAUCAUAGGCUACUGGGUUAAUGUCCAAAAGAACAAGCAGAACCUACUGUCGAAGCAGAUAGACCUCAAGGGUAAGGAGCCAGAGAAGGGUGUGUUGAUGUCCUACACCAUAUCAGACCUGAGGAUCCCUCUGUCCUAUGAGGUCCGACUGGCCCCCAUCACCACCUACAGCACUGGGGACUACAUCAGUCGCAUCAUACAGUACUCAGAGCCAUACACCUACCCAAGACCUUCAGAUCAUGUGUGUGGUUUUGAGGAUGAGCGGAUCUGUGGUUUCUCUCAAGACCGGAGUGAUGUCUUUGACUGGACCAGACAGAAUCACCUGACGCAGAAUCCCAAGCGAUCUGCCAAUACCGGCCCUGAGACUGACCGCAGUGGAACCAAGGAGGGGUACUACAUGUACAUUGAAGCGUCACGGCCACGUGUUCAGGGGGACAAGGCUCGUCUGCUCUCUCCACUUUUUAAUGUGACUUCAGUCAGGGGGCCCAAGGGGUCAGGCAGAGUCCCAUACUGUGUCUCCUUCUACUACCACAUGAAGGGCAAACAUAUUGGCACUCUCAAUGUGCUUCUGAGAGUGAGAAGCAUCGCCUCUGUGGACUCUGUGGUGUGGACGAAGUCUGGCCAUCAGGGCCCGGAUUGGAAAAAAGCACUGUUUGACAUCAGCCCCAGUGGACCCUUCCAGAUUGUCUUUGAAGGAAUUCGAGGCCCAAGUUUUGAGGGGGAUAUUGCCAUUGACGACGUGUCCAUCACCAUAGGGAAGUGCAAGCAGGAGAACACUGUAGCCAGCGCAGGUAAGACAGUUCUGAUUGGUGGAUCACACUCGCUCCCAUUGGCCAGCUGGCUGACCUUUGGCCUCUCCUGCUUGCUGUCACUACUCUACAGAUGAUGAGCACUUCCAACAACACCGCCUGUCUGUAGUGACAGACACUGCUCUGAUUCACGCUCUUUUACUUCUCUCUCUACCCUUCUCCCUGCCCUUUCCUCUAAUUACCUGUCUCCCUAACCAUCUGUCCUUCUCAACUUGUUGUCUUUCUAUCCUUCAUGCAUCCAUUUCAUUCUUCUUGCUUAGAUAACACAACAUUGUUGUCUAGUUUCUUCUCCUCUGCUUUCUUUAAAGAUUUCUCCAGCAUAACCAACUGAUGCUCAUACUGUAUUUAAGGUGAACAUACUUGAUGAUCUUUGACAGUCGAACUACACAAUCUCUCCUUUGUCACUCUAUUAAUCUGAUUAUAUUCACUUUAACCAUGUCAGCGUGUCACUUUGUCACCUUUUCCUCUCCUUCACUAACCUUCUUCAUCCAUACAUGCACCCUCUCAUGUAUCUCCACUCCGUCGAACAGCAAUCCUCGACGGCCCCUCCACCCUAUUCCCCAGACACACCAAAGUGUCGGACACUCUACCAAAGAUGACAAAGGACCUAAGGGAAUAAAAAUGAGGAAACAGGGAUUCCAGGAAGAAGGUGAAGGAGAGAGAGAGAGAGAGAGAGAGAGAGAAAGUGGGAAAAAUCUUUCUUCACAAAGUCCAUCUCCCUUCCAUCCCAGCCUUUGGGACCGUGGGAGCUACUGAAUGACAAAGAGAAAGAAAAAAAACUGAUAAAUGUAAGAAUGAAUAAACAAAUGAAUGGUGAGGAAAGGACAAACCAGAAACGGAGGAAAAAAAGACAGGUGCUCCUGGUAGCCUCUCUGCUUGCCCUCUGCUUGCCACAAGAGACGAACCUCAGUGCGGAUCAUACGUGUACAUUUAUCUCUAUAUAUAUUAAAUAUAACAAAGUUUAAACUAAAACACAACUAGGACAGUGGAGGACUUUACAAAGUGAAAUUAAAGAAGCACAACAUUUAUACAACCUCUGCUGUUCCUUUGGGUUUUAUUCUACUUAUUGUGUGAUGUUGCAAUUUGUCAGACCUAUUCAAUGUUUUUGAUAGUUUGCUUUUUUUGUUUUGUUUAUGGCGUUAUAAGGGUCAAGGGCAAUGGGUAAUAAAGUAUUAUAUUAAUAUUUAUGAGAGGAAGAGAAGAUGAUUUUUGAUUCAGAACCUGAAUUGAGCACGAGGAGGGAAAUGCAAGGAUGACCAGGGCCACCUGGAUAGGAACCUCAACUUUUCUUCGCACAUACUGAACACACACGCACACACACGCACACAAACACAUACGAACACAUACUCAGUUUUCCUUGCUGACAUCACAGGCAGGCUGUCAGCUCACCCUCUGCCUCAGCUACGUGUCUCAUCAGUGAAUGAAAGAGAAGGAGAACAGACGGAUGUUGGAAGCAACUUGCACAUUUUUGCUCCCUUACCAUGAACUCCCCAUCACUGGACAUCAUGACUCAGAUGUAUGGAUUGAUCAACCACAACUGUACAUGUCUCAAAUGAAGAGAAAAGCAUGGUUUGGUAUGAGGGGGUCAGAAAGAGCCUGGAGUGAGUUCAGUUCAUUAUAUGGUCAGAGAGCACCUCUUUCUUCACAGGUUAUUGAAUGUCAUAGAUGAAUUCCCCAUACACACACACGGCAGGCGUGAAAGAUGGAGAAGAUCAGUAUCUGGCGGGGGUGCAGUGUAGACUGCAUAUCAGACUCUCUGUCAUUGUUUAAUUAACAUUGAAUGUCUGUACUGUAAACAAUUUUCAUAAUCACAUAGAUAUGAUUGUUAAAGUUAAGCAAUACUCAUAUCUAUAGAUCUAUAUACAAUAGUUUAUGAUUGCGUUUAAGAUAGCAGAGAAACAUUUUGUGUCCAAAACACAUCUCUCUUCAUUUGUCAUUUAUAAUUACCAGUGUUUUCACCAUUCAUGAAGUUCCACAAUUAAAGCUGUAGCUAUUUUCAUCAUACAGUGGACAGUAUGUUUGCGUUUUGCUGCAACAUGCUUCAACUAAUCACGAGAAAACUCCCCAUUCACCAGUCGCUCUGCUCCAGUAAUCUGCUGGUGAUCUGCUUCAUUAACAUGUGCAUUACAUGUGAGUCUUACACCUUAUGUAUUUUAUUGUCUCUGUCAUGUUGAUUUGAUCGUUGCACUUGUUUCUUAUUUGUUUUUGUUUUCUUUAUUGUGGCCAGUACAAAUUGUAUUGAUUUUUCAGUCAAUAGUACAUAACACUCAGACAUGAUGUGCCUGUUUGGCUUUCCCAGUCUGGCGUGAGUGGCACUGGUUUUUAUUGUAUGUGUAAUACAUCAUAGUGUAUCAGUGCAAGCUUUUAGUUCACAAAAACUAAACUUUGUGUUGCAUGUUGGACAAAUCAGUGAAAGUAGGGUAUUAUAAGAACACAGAAGCCCUUCGGCAACUACUGUAUACAAAAAUGUAUUCUGUUCCUGUAUCUUAGCUUUAUCACUGUCAGCACACAUUUACUUUGGUAAAUGGCAGGUUGUACCUAAAUGAAACUAUUUUUGAAGUGAAUUGGAGUGACAUGCCUUCCUGUAAUUGUUCAUUCUCCAAUCAUAUACUCUUAAGGCUAAGCUUGCAAUAUUUCCCUUUUUUAUAAUCUCCCCAAAAGGCCCCUGUCAUUUUCCCAAAACACAGCACAGCAAAAAGUGCUAGCUUUGGGGGGAAAUAUUACAAUACCUCAAAUUCCAACGGCUUAAAUGACUAAGUGAAUUGGCUACAUGUGGUUUAGUAACAGCUUGAGUUAUCAUAAGCAUUAUUCAGCACUAAAGCAACACAUUGUGGGUCAGUACAUUACCCAUAUAGUACUAAACACAUUUUAGAAAUGAUGUGCAUGGCAUUUCAUCUUGCUAACUGUCAAAUCAUUCCUCAUAUUGCCUCAUAUUUCAAUGGCAGUAGAAACAGGGGAAAUCCUACCAUUGUUUUCAGUGCAUUUGGACAUGCAACAGCUGCAAAUGAACAGACAGAACACUGUGGACCUUUUAAGAUGUGCUGUCUGUAACCUUUGUUGUAUUUCAAACUGACACACGCUUUGGUUGUGUUUUGGCUUUUUAUGACAAUUUAUGCCUCACAUUUUAAGGUGAGGCAUUGUAUUAUAUUAUAAUAGAAUAUCAAAAGCAUAUCCUACACGUGUGCAAAUAAUUCAACCCAUUGCUAAGCUUUCCUGUAAUCGUUGUGUUGACUGACAAAGCAGCAAAUUGUGACUUUUUACCAAUGAGUAUUAAAAUAUGUGGCAAUAUGGCAAGAUAAAUGGUACUGUAUCCACCUACUCCUGUGAUAGAGCAGGCUUUUUUUUUUUCAAAUAAUAAUCAAAUAAAUUCUUCCAACUGGCACACUAAGCUCAACUUUGACUAACCAUAAGCAGUGCUUAAUUCCCAUCCAAAUGAAAACCAUUGUUUUCUACAGAAUGUAAAUCAAGCAACUGGUUUUAAUAAAUAAUAAUAAAAUAACAGUAAUAAAUAAUAGUAAUAAUAAUAAAAAUAUUUUUAAUAAUUAUCGGAAUAAUUGGAAUUGCCAUUUCACAAUAUUCAGAGUGUAACCACAGCUGUAGCAACAUUUCAUGUUGGUCAUGUCAUAGCUAGGACAGAUACAAAGAGAGGCUUGCAUAACAAAAUCACAUGCUAAAAGCAUCACUUGUGAAUCAAGUUAAAUAUUAUGAUAUCAGUAGGGAAUAACAGAGUAAUGUACUUAAUUUGUUUCAAAAUAACAUCUGUCAAUACAAUUAAAUUGGGAAAAAAGCAAAGAAAUCAAAAGAUUUUGUUGAAAAUAUCUGUCCUAGUUGGCAUGCUUUGGUAGCAAACAAACAAACAAGCAUCUUAAACAUGCUGAUUGUCAUUUAGCACAGGGAGAAUGUGUAGCACAACUGUCAAUUAGCAUACAAUAGUUCAGAAGUGUGAGUCAUUCAACUUUAAGCACCAGAAACGUAAUGAAUCAGACUGAUAUUUUGAAGGUCAAUCAAAACAUGUUUGAGCUUAACAUUGUAAAUUGCAUAAAUAGAACCAAACUCAACUUCAAUAAAGGCAUUACCUUCACA
This is a messenger RNA of Micropterus salmoides (largemouth bass), 7592 nucleotides long. RefSeq names its product MAM domain-containing glycosylphosphatidylinositol anchor protein 1. Gene Ontology annotation, biological process: synapse organization; homophilic cell-cell adhesion. Bases 704 to 3586 code for a protein of 960 amino acids. The transcript is spliced from 18 exons. Gene Ontology annotation, molecular function: axon guidance receptor activity; protein binding. Gene Ontology annotation, cellular component: plasma membrane; axon; neuronal cell body. Lineage: Eukaryota; Metazoa; Chordata; Actinopteri; Centrarchiformes; Centrarchidae. The record is from RefSeq and is a predicted model, not a curated record.